GGAUUUCUAAGGAUGAACUCUUUGGUCAAUUAUUUGAUGCACUUGAAAAAAUCCACUAUUUUAAGAGUACAUCUGAUGGAAAUGACGACCAGGUUCAGCUGGAUAGGGCAACAAAUUUAUUUCAUAAUGCUCUAGAGGUUUGUAGCAAGGCGAUCCACACGAUCUCUAGUCUGCUCUCGUCGAGCCUCUUCGACGGCACUAGCCUACAGAUAGAGGAAGUGCACGAAGGGUUCCAUUUCAUCAGUCAGGUUCUCAGUCAUCAAGUACUCCAGAAUCUUCUCCAGCUUGAGACAAGGGGAUUCCCUUUCACCUUUUCUCUUUCUCAGUGUGAUGGAGGCGAUAAGCUGAUGUCCUCAGGAGCUGACUCUGGUGUAUUGAUAAGGAGUUUUAGGUUGGGUGAGAAAUUGAAUGAGAGCAAAAGUGGAGGGGUUCUAAGUGCUUGGCACUGGCCAUGCUGUUAG
Molecule: messenger RNA, 461 nt
Organism: Ilex paraguariensis (yerba mate)
Lineage: Eukaryota; Viridiplantae; Streptophyta; Magnoliopsida; Aquifoliales; Aquifoliaceae
Source: the annotation of a GenBank genome assembly